Molecule: messenger RNA, 1233 nt
Organism: Prosopis cineraria
Lineage: Eukaryota; Viridiplantae; Streptophyta; Magnoliopsida; Fabales; Fabaceae
Exons: 6
Coding region: 301-936 (211 amino acids)
Source: RefSeq, a predicted model, not a curated record
GUAAAUCAUGAUGAGGGAGGGCAUUCCUCACCAUUUCUCCUUCGAUGACGCCUUGGAACAUCGACUUGCUACCAUUCAGGUAUUCUGUUGAAGUAGUUAGUUGCCGCACCUCGGAUUACAAAGUGAAAGUGGAACCCGAAGAGGAAGAAGAAGAGGGCAAGAGCAUAUCCUCGAAGUGCUCGCUACAUCUCAUCCGCUAAUGCUUAUUACCCCGAUAUCAGUGAGAGUCUAAUGCUUAUUACCCCGAUAUCAGUGAGAGUUAGGCUUUGAUUUCUACUUUCACUCCCAUAAGUGCUGAUUAUGGGCGCUUCAGAGUCUACCUUCUCAAACUCCGAGAGGCCAGAUGACAAAAUUACCACCGUAUCAGAGAGAUCGGAGGCCGCUGACCCCAUUUUGGAGAAACUCAAAUCGCUCAAAAUUACAUCGCCCAUAUUGACGUCUCCCCCAGCAGAGAGUAGCUUAACUGAUAUUUUACUGAGGAAGCCUUCGUCGUCGUCGGUUUCAGCUAUUGUAAAUCCAAAGAUUCUACUGGAUCUCUUCUCAAUGUACCGUGAUUGGCAGGAAGAGAAAGCUCAGAAGAUAAGCAAAAGGCAGGAGGAGAUAGAAAACAAAAUAGAAGUUGCAGAUGCUUUGGCAGUUAAACUUCUUCAGCGAUUUAACCACUCAGUAUCUACAAUGAAGACCGCUUCACAACACCUAUCAGAAGUCCAUGCAUUGCAGGUGGAAAUUGGAGAGCUUAAAGGACGGUUGACUGAAGUUAUCAGUAAUUGUGAUGCACUGUGCAACAGAAUUACAGCAGAAGGCCCAGAAUCUCUCAAAUUAUCUAUGAAGCCUUUUACAAUUCAUAAAACUAGACAAGAAGUCUUAUCCAACACGCCUAAUUUGCAGACAGGUUUAAUUAGAAAUCCACCUUCAGAAGAAGAAAGGUCAAAUUGACAUGUUUGAUUCCUGUAUACGUCGAGGAUUUCUACGUUCUUACUGAACUUGAUGUUUUGCUGCCACACCGACUCACAAGCCUUAUUUGCGAUGGAAAUACAAAAGGGCAAGGGACUACGUGGCCUUUGGAUUUGACAUGUCACAUGUAACCAGUGCCAGAUAUAGAGUGACUAUUUGAUUUAUUUCAUUUUGCAGAUUUCUUUUCCCAGUUAACUGGGUAAAUCACGAUGUAGCUGGGUAGCUGACAAACGUUUCAGUUGCAAGUGUGAUAGAAAAUUUUAGUAAUUUUCCUUUAAA